AUGCUGAAUUCGACUACCUCGCCUACUACUGCCACUUCCAAUAAUUCGAACUCGAUAUUUGAUGAUAACAGGGGGCAAGGGGAGAAACAGCAGCAGGAGUUGACGAUUAUGAGGUCGAUAUUCAAUCCACCACCUCCGGCACCUAUGGAGGGGGCGGUGGGGGUUAUGGCUGGUUUGGUCGGACACCAUCCUCUUCAACAAGGUGGUCCUUACUACCCUUCCGAUAGCAGCAGCAGCAGAGGUCCGGGUAGCUAUAGCCAAACUCAAGCUUCUACUACUGCUAAUGCUGCCGCUGCCGCAGCAUCAAGAAGAAAUAAACCCUCCUACGGGAUGGUCUUCUCCCAGAUGCUUGAUCUCCAUCUAUUGUGCACCAAAGUGCCUAGGGGAAGGAGUCGUCAUGGAAGUGGCUACGGAGGUGGUUAUGGAGGGUAUGUAUGGGCAGUGGAGGUUUUGUUGGACGAGCUUGGGAUUUAUGAAGGGUUGGAGGAGACUUUGGAUGAGGAAGGAGGUGGGAAGAGAAAGGGGCUGACGAGGAGGAGCAGAGAGCAGAGAUGGGGGGCUGUGGAGAUUGAGAAGGGGAGUGGGAGGGUUGUUGAUACUUUUAAGUAA
Sordaria macrospora k-hell is the source of this 609-nucleotide messenger RNA. The record is from RefSeq and is a predicted model, not a curated record. Lineage: Eukaryota; Fungi; Ascomycota; Sordariomycetes; Sordariales; Sordariaceae.